This is a messenger RNA of Platichthys flesus (European flounder), 1908 nucleotides long. RefSeq names its product epoxide hydrolase 4 (gene ephx4). Gene Ontology annotation, molecular function: hydrolase activity. Lineage: Eukaryota; Metazoa; Chordata; Actinopteri; Pleuronectiformes; Pleuronectidae. The coding region runs from base 116 to 1225 and encodes 369 amino acids. The transcript is spliced from 7 exons. The record is from RefSeq and is a predicted model, not a curated record.
CGUGCGUGUGCGCGCUGCGAACCAAACAACGGGCACUGUGAGGACGUCUAAACGCGCAGAGGAACCGGCAGGUCCAAAAGGUGAUCCGCAGAGAUUCACCUGCGGCGAUGUAAAGAUGGCGAGAGUGCUCCACAACUUGCUGUUAUUCCUGAUCGGACUUGCGCAGAGAACCAGAGUUGUGGGGUACUGGGCGCUGAUCUACGCGUAUUGUGCUCUGGGCACCGUCGUGGCGCUGCUGAAACUUUGCUGGAGCAUUGUCCUGAGGCCGACGACCACCUUCCGAUGGACGAUCCGGGAAAGUCCACCCGCCUGUCUGAAUGACACGUCCUUGGGCACCCACUGUUAUGUUAGGAUCAAGGAGUCCGGCCUUAGGUUUCACUAUGUUGCUGCCGGAGAGAGAGGAAAGCCACUCAUGCUGUUCUUACACGGCUUCCCUGAGUUCUGGUUCUCCUGGCGAUACCAGCUACGUGAGUUCAAGAGUGAGUUCCGUGUGGUGGCCAUCGACAUGCGGGGCUACGGGGAGUCCGACUUGCCUCUUUCAACCGAAAGUUACAGCUUCGAGAACCUGGUUACGGACGUCAAGGAUAUUGUGGAGUAUUUAGGGUACAACAGAUGCUGCCUAGUGGGCCAUGACUGGGGCGGGACCAUAGCGUGGCUGUUUGCCAUUCACUACCCAGAGAUGGUGACGAAACUCAUUGUCCUGAACUGUCCCCAUCCUUCUGUGUUCACAGAUUACGCCCUGCGCCACCCGAGCCAGUUGCUGAAAUCGAGUCAUUACUUCUUCUUCCAGCUGCCCCGCUUCCCGGAGCUCAUGCUCUCCAUCAAUGAUUUCAAGGCUCUGAAGGCCUUGUUCACCAGCCGCAGCACAGGGAUCGGGAGUAAAGGCCGGUGGCUCACUGCUGAGGACCUGGAGGCCUACCUGUAUGCACUCUCACAGCCGGGGGCUCUUACUGGAGCACUCAACUAUUACAGGAAUGUCUUCAGCUCUCUCCCUCUGAGCCAGAACCACGUCAGGUCUCCUGUGCUGCUGCUGUGGAGCGAGCGGGACACCUUUCUGGAGCAAGAAAUGGCCGAGGCAUGCCGCCUCUACAUCAGGAACCAUUUCCGUCUCAACAUCAUCUCCGGGGCCAGUCACUGGCUGCAGCAGGACCAGCCCGACAUCGUCAACACCCUCAUAUGGACCUUCCUCAAGGAGGGAGAGGGACGCAAGAGCUAUAGGAACUAAAAUCCACACCGCAGCCGCCUCCCACCACUCCUCCCCUGCUUUCACUUGCCACACCUGGAAGCCUGGAAUAUGCCUGUGAUACCAAGCAACAUAGUGAUAAUGAAAUCAUUCUUUAGAAUCUUGUCACAUUUCAAAUAUUUUUUUAAACAAAGUCAACAGUAGAGGAGGAGGAUCAAAGCACACGUCAGCAGUGGGACAGUGAGCAGUCUGUGUUAGGCAUAUUCAAGAGGUUUUUUGCACAUGACAUCCGCCUUAAAGUUUGUCAGUUACAGCAUUACAAAUGUGUGGCAAAAUCUCCUCGUGACUUGUAUUGUGUGGUGCCUUUUUAACUUUAGAGUUGUCUCGGUGUUCAGAUGUUCGGAGACUCUGGGAUGUGGCUGAUCGUCUGCUAUAUGUUUCACUGGGUCACUCUGCUUUGGGCACAAUCCUUUGGGAGCCAUAACACUCCCUACCCUUUUAUCAGGUAGUGUUGUUGAAAAGGAGUGUACUUGUUUUCUAUCUUCUUCUCAAAGAUACUUCGCUCUAACGUGGAUGAUGUUGUUAUCUUAAUCUUCCUGUAAAGAAAUGUCAGUGGUGGUUGACUAUUGUACUAUUUUGUAUUUCUUCCUACACACUGCAUUUUGAAAUUCACUGAGCCAGGUCGAACACCACUUGAUUUUAUAAAUAAAGUGGGUAAGUGUCAA